AUGGACGAGUGGGCGCGCAUGGACCCCGCCUACCCAGAGGAGCACGCCCGGUGGGGGAAGACGCUCAGGGACGCGCUCCGCGACGUGGAGUGCGACCAGUUCGCGCUCGUCUACCUGCUCCUCAACGGCUGGGAGAGGCUGGGGAAGAAGACCUUCGUCGAGACGGACUACUUCUUCCAGGGCUACUGGAAGGAGGUCGUGGACCGCCUCGACGGCGUCGUCGCGCGGUACGAGGCCGUCGAGCGGCGCUCGCGCACGCCGGGGCUCUGGCGACGGCACGCGGAGCGGGAGCACCUACGGUACGCGGCGGUGCGGAACGCGGCAAUAGAUUUGAAUAAGGGGACUGCUAUUUAG
Molecule: messenger RNA, 354 nt
Organism: Miscanthus lutarioriparius
Lineage: Eukaryota; Viridiplantae; Streptophyta; Magnoliopsida; Poales; Poaceae
Source: the annotation of a GenBank genome assembly